Parnassius apollo (apollo) is the source of this 402-nucleotide messenger RNA. The record is from the annotation of a GenBank genome assembly. Lineage: Eukaryota; Metazoa; Arthropoda; Insecta; Lepidoptera; Papilionidae.
AUGAUGAUAGCCUCUUGUAAAGCUAGGCUCAAAAAUAACAUGCUUGAGGGUUUGGAAUCCCGACUUUCUUUAACCGAUGUGGUCAUUGCGGCAACUUUGCUUGUUUGUAGAUUUGAUGCCAUUCAUGAAAUUUAUGAAUUUAUGCAAAAAAGAGAGGUCACUAAGGUUUCAUUCCUAUCAACAAUGGUUAAAACCAGAAGUCGCUUGACAACAGAAGAUAUUCGUCAAAAUGAAGUCAUUGAUUCCGCUAAAGCUGGACUGACUUCUUCUACUAGUUCUUCAAACUUUUUACUGGAUUUAAGGCGAAAACACAGCACCGCUCAACGUGAUUCCGGGAGUGUUGUAGAAAACGAAUACUGGAAAUAUUUCAGUACAGCAUGUCCUGAAGAUUUAGAGCCUUAA